Molecule: messenger RNA, 1806 nt
Organism: Hippocampus comes (tiger tail seahorse)
Lineage: Eukaryota; Metazoa; Chordata; Actinopteri; Syngnathiformes; Syngnathidae
Exons: 1
Coding region: 1-1806 (601 amino acids)
Source: RefSeq, a predicted model, not a curated record
AUGACGGCGGUAUCGGGCCGCGAACAGCAGGUGCCCUUCAUCAUCGUGACACAAGAAAGUUGCCAGACACAGCAGGUGGGUGAUGCUGAUGGAGGAGGGCGGCGUUUGUUCAGCACAAAGACAAAUAAAGCGCAAAAGCAUGUUAGCGACCUCACAGUCACGACAGAAUCAGUCCCAGGCUGCCGGUGGAUUCUGAAGGGACUCGAAAAGCUGGUGGAGUGGGCCCGGAUGCGUUUCAAACCCGCCAAAUCCAGAUCAAUGGUGCUGAGGAAAGGGAAGGUAGAAGACAAGUUCCAGUUUAACAUCUCAGGCACAGCCAUUCCAACUAUCACAGAAAAGCCAGUCAAGAGCCUGGGAAAGGUCUUUGACUGCUCUCUGAGAGACACAACAUCUAUCCAGUCAGCAUGUACUGAGUUGGAUGGCUGGCUGAAAUCCGUGGACAAGUCCGGCCUACCUGGGAAGUUUAAAGCAUGGGUUUACCAACAUGGCAUUCUCCCCAGGAUCCUGUGGCCCCUCCUUGUCUACGCGGUCCCUAUCUCUACAGUUGAGACCUUAGAGAGGAGAGUCAGCAACCACCUCCGGAGAUGGCUGGGGCUACCAAGGAGCCUGAGCAGCAUUGCACUCUACGGGAACACCAACAAACUGCAACUGCCCUUCAAGUCCUUGGAGGAGGAAUUCAAGGUAUCGAGAGCCAGAGAAGUGGUUCAGUACAGGGACUCAAGUGAUCCGAUGGUGGCUAAAGCAGGGAUCCAAGUGAGGACUGGCAGGAAUUGGAAGGCAGAGGAAGCAGUUCAAGAGGCAGAUGCAAGGCUGCGUCACAGGAGCCUGGUGGGAGUGGUCACACGAGGUCGAGCUGGGCUAGGAUCUUUUCCAACCCCCCAAAUGAACACCAAGGGGAAGGAAGGGCGACAUCUUGUUCAGGAGGAGGUGAGAGCAGCAGUGGAGGAGACGAGAACCUGCAAGGCAGUGGGAAUGAAGCAACAGGGAGCUUGGACGAGAUGGGAGAAUGCGGUUGAGAGGAAAGUGACCUGGGCUGAGCUCUGGAAAGCCGAGCCUCAACGCAUAAAAUUCCUUAUCCGGGCAGUGUAUGAUGUGCUGCCAAGCCCGUCAAACCUGUACACAUGGGGCAUAGCAGAGACACCAGCAUGCCCAUUGUGUUCCAAGCGAGGAACCCUGGAACACAUCCUCAGUUGCUGUACAAGGGCACUUGGAGAUGGACGGUACAGGUGGAGGCAUGACCAAGUCCUUAAGACCAUCGCUGAAGCCAUCAGCACAGGACUUGAGUGGGCAAAGCAGUUCCGACCCUCCAAGAAAACCAUUGCCUUUGUCAGAGCUGGGGACACGGCAACUCCUGCCAGAAGAACAUCCUCUGCAGGCAUUCUGACGUCUGCAAGAGACUGGCAGGUGUUGGUGGACCUUGAACAUCAGCUGAAGUCCCCCAGCCAUAUUGCAGUCACCACUCUGCGACCAGACAUUGUCCUUGUGUCUGAGUCCACCAAGCAAGCUGUCCUGCUGGAGCUGACAGUUCCGUGGGAAGAUCGCUUGGAAGAGGCCUUUGAGAGGAAACUCUCCAAGUACGCAGGACUGGUCAGCAAUUGUCAGCAGGCUGGUUGGAGAGCAAGGUGUUUCCCCGUGGAAGUUGGAUGCAGAGGAUUUGCAGCCCGUUCCUUGGCCAGAGCCUUCAGCAGUUUCGGCAUCGAGGGAGAGAGAAAGAGGAGAGCCAUACGCAGUAUCACUGAUGCGGCUGAGAGAGCCUCAAGAUGGCUGUGGCUCAAAAGAGGGGAGCCAUGGAGUCAUGGUAGCUAG